GGCAGACUCGUCUAAAGACAUGGAUCUCACCGUCACAGACUGUGUUGCUCUUUCUGUUUACACCUUCACCUUCCUGCUGGGGCUUCCUGCCAACCUGCUCGUCUUCUUCGUCUACAUCCGCAAGGCUCGCAAACACGGUGCCACGCCCAACGUGGUCUACGCCCUGAACCUGUGCCUGGCCAACCUGGCGCUGGUGGCCUGGCUGCCCGUGAAGAUUUUAGAGACGCUGCUGAAGGACUGGACGCUGCCAGCGCCCGUGUGUCCAGUCUACAGCUUCUUCCUCUACUCCUCGCUGUACGCCAGCUGCCUCUUCAUCACCGCCGUCACCGUGGGCCGCUACCUCAGCAUCGCCUUCCCCAUCAUAUACAAGAGAUACCGCCGGGCUCGACUGUCCUGCUUGACAUGCGCCGCCUUGUGGGCGUUGGUGAUAGUGCACCUUGGGGUUAGCCUUCAGGCUGAAGGCGGGGCUUACUUCGUCGGCGUCCAGGACGAAGUCUCGGCCUGCUUCGAACAUUUCAACGAGACGCAGCUGAAGGUGCUGCUGCCUCUGCGCCUGGAGAUGGCCAUUGUCUUGUUUAUCGUGCCCCUGAUUGUGACUUCUUUCUGUACGCUGCGCUGCGUCACUCUGGUGUGGCGCUCAAACUUGCCUCCUGUGGGGAAGAGGAGAGUCCUGGCGGUGGCGCUGUCCACGCUGGCCGUGUUUGUGAUCUGCUACGCCCCCUACAACACUUCGCACAUCGUGGGGUUUGUCCAGCAACAAAGUGUUCAUUGGCGGACGAUAGCGAUGCUGACGAGCUCCUGUAACGUCUUCCUGGAGCCGGUGGUGAUGCUGAUGCUUUCGCCCGUUGUGUCCAGGGGCAUUCUGGGAAGGAUCUGUGGCCAGCAGAGUCACUUCAGGUGGAGCGACGGGUCUCGACAUCGAGGGAAACCCACCAGUGGGUUUGCAAAUAUCAAAGUGCCGCCGCCGCCGUCUGAGAAGGUGCGGGCGGAGGGCGGAGUGACGAAGGAGAGUCAAGGAAGCGCUGGAGAACAAAACAAAGGAACCAUCUUUCAUAUUCACGUGUGAACCGGCUCAGAUCUGCGCGUUGGGGACGUUAACGUCUUUUGACCGAUUGUUUCAGGUGAAGACAGAAAGGUGAAGCUCUGAUGACCACAGACAUAAGAUGGUGCAGACCAGUUUGCUGAAAAUAAACCUCGCCUCAUGUUGUUUUUACUGAGAGCAACUAAACUGUUAAUCCUCAGGAUUCUAACACAUGGAGCCUUUUUCAAAGCAGCGCCGACCUUCCAGUCAGACCAUCGGGUUAGAGACAAAUCGCUCCGUUUGGCCAUCUCUCUGUGGCUUAAAUAACAGAUUUACAUUAAACAGCCUUAGUUGAAUUACAGCUCUGACUAAUUUUAUACAUUUAACAGCAAUUUUAUGUUUAAAAUAAACCGUUUCAAUACAUAAAUAAAUGCU
Fundulus heteroclitus (mummichog) is the source of this 1456-nucleotide messenger RNA. RefSeq names its product free fatty acid receptor 3. The record is from RefSeq and is a predicted model, not a curated record. Lineage: Eukaryota; Metazoa; Chordata; Actinopteri; Cyprinodontiformes; Fundulidae. Gene Ontology annotation, cellular component: plasma membrane. Gene Ontology annotation, molecular function: bioactive lipid receptor activity. The transcript has a single exon. Gene Ontology annotation, biological process: response to fatty acid; G protein-coupled receptor signaling pathway; positive regulation of calcium ion transport. Bases 20 to 1066 code for a protein of 348 amino acids.